CAAAGUCUUGAAUCAUGGCUAGUGUUCUCCUUGUUGCUCUCUUCUUACUCAUCCCAAUUAUCUUUCUGCUAAAAAGAACCAAACCAUCCAAAAGAGUCCCUCCAGGUUCACUUGGAAUUCCCAUUAUCGGUCAAAGUCUUGGCUUUCUUCGUGCUAUGCGAUCCAACACUGCAGAAAAAUGGAUUGAAGACAGAAUAAACAAGUAUGGCCCUAUUUCAAAGCUAAAUAUCUUUGGAAAACCAACUGUUUUGAUUCACGGACAGGCUGCAAAUAGGUUUAUAUUCGCCAACAGCGGUAACAAUAUUGUUAACCAGCAAACACAGUCUACUAAGAUGAUAUUAGGUGAAAGGAACUUGCUUGAACUGAGUGGCAAAGAUCAUAGUAGAGUUAGAGGUGCACUUGUCUCGUUCUUGAAGCCGGAAUCUUUGAAACACUAUGUCGGUAAAAUUGAUGAAGAGGUUAGGAGACACCUUCAGAUGCAUUGGGAAGGGAAACAGCAGGUCAAGGUAUUGCCCCUGAUGAAGACUCUAACAUUCAAUAUAAUUUGCUCUCUUCUGUUUGGUCUUGAGAGUGGAAAACAAAGAGAUCAACUCAUGAAUCCCUUCCGAGCAUUGAUUAAAGGAGUGUGGUCAGUCCCAAUCAAUGCACCCUUCACACGCUACAACCGCAGUCUCAAGGAAAGUGCAAGGAUACAAAACUUGUUGAAGGAGAUUGUGCACCAGAAGAAAGUCGAACAUGAGAAAAAUGGUGCAAAUUCCCGCCAAGACUUGAUUAGUUGCUUGCUUAGCAUGGUUGAAGAUGAUAAACAAGUUUUGACUGAGAAGGAAAUCAUCCACAAUGCUAUGCUUGUCAUGGUCGCGGGGCAUGACACGUCAGCUAUUCUAAUCACUUUCAUUAUCCGGCUCUUGGCUAACGAUCCAGAAAUUCGUGCAGGUGUUCUUCAAGAACAGGAAGAAAUAGCAAAAGGCAAGCUCUUAGGAGAGACUUUAACAUGGGAAGACGUUUCAAAGAUGAAAUAUACUUGGAGAGUAGCAAUGGAAACUCUUAGAAGGUUUCCUCCCAUUUUUGGUGGAAUCAGAAAAGCAACAACAGAUAUUGAAUAUGGUGGAUACAUUAUACCCAAAGGGUGGCAGAUCUUUUGGGUCACAUCAAUGACUCACAUGGACAGCAAAAUAUUCCCAGAGCCAUCAAAGUUUGAUCCAAGUAGAUUUGAAAACCAAGCAUCUACACCACCCUAUUGCUAUGUUCCAUUUGGAGGGGGAGCAAGAAUAUGUCCAGGAUAUGAGUUUGCUAAGGUUGAAACUCUUGUGACAAUUCAUUACCUUGUGACAAAGUUCAGUUGGAAGCUACUUUCAGACAAUUCCUUCAGCAGGGAUCCAAUGCCAACACCAUCUCAAGGCCUGUUGAUUGAACUUUGCCCAAGGAAACUAUCUUAGCUCUCAUUCAACAACUUCUGGUCCACCUCAUAAGAUUUUUACUAGAAUAGUGUGUUAUGUAGAUUGUGUAUAUAUUUGUAUUAGCUUAUCCUGUAUUCAAUUUCAA
Molecule: messenger RNA, 1542 nt
Organism: Lathyrus oleraceus (garden pea)
Lineage: Eukaryota; Viridiplantae; Streptophyta; Magnoliopsida; Fabales; Fabaceae
Product: cytochrome P450 716B1
Exons: 4
Coding region: 15-1436 (473 amino acids)
Biological process (GO): sterol metabolic process
Molecular function (GO): monooxygenase activity; iron ion binding; oxidoreductase activity, acting on paired donors, with incorporation or reduction of molecular oxygen
Source: RefSeq, a predicted model, not a curated record